AUGGCAGACAACCAUCCCAGUCCAACAGGCUCUCAAGCAUACGAUACUAUCCUUCGUUGGAUCGGCUUGCAAGCUGUUCCCUCUCGUAAAAAGCCAGAGACGGCCGAAGAUGCACCUCAAGCAUCAAGCUCAAAUCAGCAAACUGCACCUAAACCAAGCAAUGCCAUCUCACCAGGCGAAAACCCUUGGUAUCCCUUACCAGGCCCCCCAACCACCGACGAAGAAAAAGACAUUCUAAAACAAGCCAUACAGCAAGAGCUAGACCAACUACAGGCUGUAGCUCGUGAACGAGACCAGAAAUCCAAAGAUAUGGAAACGUAUGCUGCAUCCAAUUGUGCUGAUCUACGAUGGAUGUAUCAGAAUUGUUUGUCGAAUGGGACGCUUAUGGAACGGUCGUCGUUUUGUCAGGUGCAGAAGAAUGCGUGGAGGGAGUGUCUCUCUGUACAGAAGAAAUAUAUGGCACAGUUAGGGUAUUAUUCGAUACCUGCUACCAAGGAGUACGCUGAUGCGCGACAAGUUAUUGCUGAUAAAGCUGAUGAUUUGUAUUUGAAGGCUGCUAAGGCUAGAAAGGAAGAGGAGGCUGCUGCCGCGGCUUUAGCAGAUGCUGCUAAAUAG
Synchytrium microbalum is the source of this 615-nucleotide messenger RNA. RefSeq lists its product as uncharacterized. The transcript is spliced from 3 exons. NCBI's taxonomy places the organism in Eukaryota, Fungi, Chytridiomycota, Chytridiomycetes, Synchytriales, Synchytriaceae. The record is from RefSeq and is a predicted model, not a curated record. Bases 1 to 615 code for a protein of 204 amino acids.